AGCCAAACGUUAGGCGUAAUGACGUCAGAGAAAUUUGAAAAACAUGCGGCAGCUCUUUCUUGCUUUGGUAAAUAAACGAAACUAGAGCAAUUUGAAGUAUUUUCCUUCUACUAUGGCGCUCUUGAAGCCGUUUAGUAAACUCCCUGGACUGAAUACGGCUAUUAUCUUGCUGGUGGAGAACGAGGAGAAGCUUCAGCUGAGAUUAGGCGACGCUCUGCUGAAGGAGACCAGCGUCGUCGUGAAUGUGAGGCUUGCUAAGAGUUUACCUCUGCCUGUGAAUGAGAGGCGUCCCAGGAUCGACCUGGUGGUGUUCAUAAUCAAUCUGACCUCAGAGCCCAGUUUCCAGUCUGCUGAAGCUUCUUUGAAAUAUUUGGACCCUGGAUAUUUCCUGGGAAAAGUCUGUUUCAUGGUUACUAAGGCUCGUAAUGCCUCUGUCCCCACAAGGCGUCUGGAUGCUGUCAGGAUGUUAGCUGCAUCGCUCCACUGCCCCCUGUUGUUUGCGGAAGACCAGACUCCAGAGGGUGUCUUCGGUGCAGCAGACCGGCUGCUGACCAUCCUCAAAGGUGCCGCGGGCCUCGUUCCCUUCACUACUCCUCUCUACCUGUCACACCUGACUAGAUGCACUUUGCCACCAGACGUCGACCAGCCCAGCUUCGAUUAGUUCUUCCCUGUUUUCUUGGUUUUAUUUAUUUGUGUCAUGAGUUAAACCUGAGUGGAUUCGUUCUUCCUGCAGAAUCCAUAUUUCAGUAUACCAUAGUAUAAUGGACAUAUUACAUAGUAUUUACUGCACCGUGGGUGUUUUCUUUUCAGAUACUUAAUCUGUGCUUUUAAUAAUAAAAUGUCAAAGCUCAUAAA
Molecule: messenger RNA, 855 nt
Organism: Nothobranchius furzeri (turquoise killifish)
Lineage: Eukaryota; Metazoa; Chordata; Actinopteri; Cyprinodontiformes; Nothobranchiidae
Gene: pane1
Product: proliferation associated nuclear element
Source: RefSeq, a predicted model, not a curated record